UUCCAAAACACCUUGGACAAAUAAUACGUUUAACAAGAACGUCAUCGAGGGAUUGAAUUAUUAAAAUUAUUCAUUAAAAAUAUUGUCUUUCAUAACAAUACUAGUUAUGUUUGUUUAUUAUUGCAAAUAAAAGCAUUUAGUUGAAAAUAAAUGAGAAGUAAAUGAUAUCAUAAGGAAGUUAUGUAAAUUGAGUCAUCGAUACUAUAAAUUGUAUCAGGAGUGGAAACGAGAGAACUAGUGUGACGUCAAGCGUCUAAUUAUUGGCUUUCGUUAAGAUUAUUUCGAAGUAAUCUUCAUACAAAUAUGCCGCGCAUAGUACCUUUGCAACUUCUCAAGUGCCUGAAGGUGCUUUUGGACGAUAAUGGAGGUAUCCUUAGCAUUGGAGAAGUAAAGCGGAUCGCGGGAUUAAUGAAUAGAUAUUCAAAAAAACUUGUAUCAAAAUGCAUUUAUGUACAAAUUUUAAAAGUAACUAAAACAGAACUACUUGGUGAAUUUAUGGGUGUUGGCGGCUGGUCAUUGGUAUAUAACUGGUUGAACGAUGCAAUACGGGCAAUGAACUGGCCACUUGUGCAGGAAAUUUUAGAGUUACUUUUACUUUGUCCAGUUGACGUGGAUCGAUUGAAGAUAAAUUCUGCACCAAAAUUGGUAAAAGGACUUUGCCGUGAUGGAGGCAAUGAAGGAGUACGUAUACUUGCAAAACGUUUGGUAGAGCAAUGGUUGAAGGUAGUGACAGAGAAUACCACAGCUUCUCAAGCAGAUAGUACAACAGAGCCCUCCGUUGUGGGUGGGACAACUCCUUCAAUUGUUUCUACAUCGCCUGCCAUUCAAACGACACCUGUCAACCGACAAGACAGCAAAAUACCACCAAACUCUAACAUACCAAUAAAAGUAAAGGGGCCUGCAGUUGCACAGCGGCAAUCUUCAAAUUCCGUAGAACAAGACCCACUUGCAGAUGUCACAGAUGUACCACCUGAGCCUUCAACUUAUGCACCAACACCUGCGCAGAAGAAAGCGAGUGAAGCCGGAUUGGUGUUCAAACUGAUUUACAAAGAUGGUCAACAAGUUUUGACAAAAGUACCAAAGACCAAUCAAGUGACUGCUUCUGUUGGAGAGGGAGAACCAAAUGAGCAAGGAAAUGUGAAUGAGGAUGAAUGUGAGAAAAUGGAUCAUGAUGCCGAAGUCGAAGCAAGCAUGAACGGCGACGCAGGAACUGAAGUUGGUUUAGAUGAUCAAGAAGAGGAAGACGAAAAUGAUAGAGGUGCGGAGUCUACAAUGAUAGAGGACGAGGAAGAUACCCGAACAUCAGUCGAUAAACAUGAAAAAGAUAGUGAAAGUAGUGCUGAUGAUGAAUCUCAAAUUACACCGGAUAAUAACAACUUGUCCACAGAGCAAUCUACUGCCAUACGAAAAAAAUCUAUAGAUACUGAAAGUGAAAAAUCUGUAAGUAAAGAACAUAGGAGCUCUAAAGAUUCCAGAGAUAGUAAAAACAAGGAUAAAGAAAAUAAAGGCGAUAAAGAUAGGAAAUCAUCGUCAUCCUCAAGCCACAAGUCAUCUAGCCACAAAUCGAAAAGUUCGUCUUCGAGCAAGUCAAAAUCUUCAUCAUCAUCCUCUUCACACCGCAGUUCAAGUGAUAAACAUCGAAGUGAUAGGGAUCGUUCAAGUUCAAGCAAAGACAAAGAUCGAAAAGAGGGAGGUAGUAGCAGUAGCAGCAGCUCAAGUAAACAUAGAUCAUCAUCAUCUUCAUCGUCAAAGUAUUCGUCCUCAACAAGUUCAAAAGAUAAACAUCGUGAUAAAGAUAAGGACAAAUCAGCUAAUACUUCUUCGUCGCAUAAGAAAGAAAAAGAACGUGAAAAAGAAACACAAAAUGAUAAGGACAAGGAAACUAGUUCCAAGUUGUCAUCGAUUACUGAAAAACUCGGUCGUAUCCCCAAAAAGCAUAAAGAUGAAUCCGAAACUGAUGUGACAAAACCGACUUCAAUAACUAUUCCUUCAAAGAAGGCCUCAAUGUCAAUCGAAAUUCGUCGUGAUUCUGAAAAGGCUAAAACUGUAAAAACUUACAAAUCCCAAUUUCGUUCACAUGGUCUCACUGAGGAAGCUCCACCACCACCCUCACGAAAAGGAUUAAAGAAACCGGCCUCUAGUGUUUCGGCACCCGGUACUGUCAUUCCAACCAGUUUGCCAUCAUCACUCAAACGGCCUUCACCACCACCAAGUAGCAGUGACUCGCCAACGCAAAAGAAAUCUAAAAUUGACAUCAACAAUCUGACAGUAGCGAAUGAGAAGCCUGGAGCUAUCAAACUUAUCGCUCCCAAGAAAAUUCAAACCCUUGUUGAGACAAAUCUUUUCUCAGAUGCGCUCUCAGCAGCGACGGGUCCUAAAAAGGUUACAAAGCGUAAACGAUCAACUACCCCCGGGCCCGGACAAAAUAAGGAAGGUCCAUCACCACCUACAAGUCCAGAUGCACCAAAGGUUGCGCCUUUAAAAUUCUAUCAAGACACAUUGGAUGAGACGAAGAGCGAUGACAAAUCCGAUAAGGAGAAUGAUAGCAAGGAUAAUAAUAACAAAUCUGAAGAUAUGGAUUCAGCCGAUAGGGGAAAUAGCACAGAAGACGAUGAUGAUAUACCCUUGAAGAAGGUUAAAGAGGAUAUAGAACAAAAGGUACUGCGAGAACAAAAGACUGCUGAUGAUGGUAGUGACACCGCUGUAAGCAAGACCGGCGGCUCCGUCGAUAUCACCGGUAGUGAUGGGGAAGAAGAUGCCGCUACAAAAAGUUCAGAAGAGGAGGCGCGCAAACCGCCUGGUCCUGGUUGUGGUCCCGACGGACCACCCGGUGUACUUAUGCUACACCGACGCAAAGGCCCCAAAAAGAAGUUAACUUGGCGUCCUCAAGAACAUCUAGAGCAAAUCCGUUACUUCGAACUGGACGAAACAGAGCGUGUAAAUGUGACUAAAGCGCAAUCGUUUAUGGAUAUGAAGAAUCUUGAACGUUUUAGUGAACGCGAUGCGAUUAAUAUCGCCAGACGUGGUUUCACACAUGAGGACAAUAUGAGACCAUUAACCGAAUGGAGACCACUGAUCGAAGUUGAUGGUGUGCCACCACAUCCAAAUGGCAAUCAAUCGAAACAGCGUAAGGUACAAGCCGAACGCGAGAUGACUACUUUGCGCGCACUAUACUUCUCCCAUAGCAUGAUCCCCGAUUCACCGGCAGAAGCAGAAUUAGAACCACAUUUCGCAGUGGACAUACCUGUUAUACCUUUGGAAGAUAUUACUGGCAAUCCGGAUGCGGUCAGCGAUUACACUAAUAUGCCUUGGCCAGAGCCAAAGACUUCACCUAAGUUAACGGAAAAUAAUCUUCCUAAUCUUGGCAAGAUGCCACCAGCGCAAUUAAACACAUUGCCGCCAAAUAAUCUGAAUACUUAUCCAGGUUUUAUGCCUCAAUAUCCUGGCGUACCAGCGAACAAUCUACUGGCAACGCAAAUGCCAAGGGCAGUACCUUUACCAGCCGCAGCAGCAGCGGCAGCACAUCCAGCGUGGCAAGCAGGAAAUUUCAAUGGUAAUUUGGGUGCCAUGGCUGGUGCACCACCAGUACAACAACAAAAUAUGAUGGGACCAUUCGGUCCUGGAGCUGGCAAUCCGCAAUGGCAAAUGCAUGCUGGUGGUCAGUAUGGUCCAGGACAAGGUCCCUUCAACAAUCCACCUAAUUUCGGACCGAUGGGUAUGAUGGGGCCGCGCGUUAUGCCAAAUAUGGGACCAGCAAAUAUGUUUGAUCGCAAUAAUAUGAAUAAUAAUCACCACAACAAUAACAACCAAAAUCGCAACAAUGGUGGCAGUUGGCGAACUGGCUCCAACUUCCAAGAUAACAAUGGCGGCGGUAAUUGGCGUUCAGGAGGUGGCGUUGGCGGUGGACCGAAUCGCGGUGGUGUUGGCGGUGGCAACUCUAACAACGGUGUGUGUAAGGCUUUCAUGCGUGGUCACUGUCGUUUGGGCAAAUCCUGCAAGUUUAUACACCCAAAGAGCAAACGUAUAUAGGAUUCGCCAGAAUCUUCUGAUGAAGAUUCAACAACGAUCUCAAAAAACAACUGUGAUAGUGGCGACAAGUCGAUGCACCAAAGAACUGUCUAAUCGAUCAAGAAAACGAUCGGAGAAGAAAAGAUUGCUGCGCGCCUUUGAACCACACCAAACGUUCUUAAGAGGCCACCGCAAGUCGUUGGCCACCAAAAAUGAUUUCCACAAUCCUGAACAUUGUCCAAUUUGCAUUAAAGAAUUCAGGCUGCCAUCGUCGUAAAGCAGAAUUCGAAAGAAGUUACAAGAAAAUAGGAAUAUAUACAUUUAAUUUCUAUGAAAUAAUUAUGUUUCUGUACAAAUCGUUAGGUUUUAAUUUUUUACUAAAAAUAAUAUGUUAUUAGUGAAUGAAAGAUGAUAAAUCGAAAAAGAUCAAGUCGUAGAUUUUCUACUAGCAUUUUAGAAUUAUGAAUCCUAUAAUAGGUCAUUGAAUACAUGUAUAAAUACAAAAUAAUAUGUUACAAAAGCAUUUGCAUUAAAAAACAAUCGUUAUUUACAUAUAUAAUAUAGAUUAUUAUUAUUUAAACACUUAUCUACAGAACCCUACAUUUAAACACUGUGCUUAUUAGUUUGUAAUUAAUUAUCAACUUCUUACGCAGAGCGUCAAGGACGUAUUCAACGAAUAUUAUAACAUAUAAUAUAUUUCAUUAAUUUUAUAUAAAUGUAUUAUUGCAUUAAUAGAUAACCAAAUGUAGAAUUUAUUGAAACUAGUAAAGCAUGCAUGUUGCAUAAUUUUGCACAUGUAUCAUGGUAAUUAAGGGUAGCUUAUUUAAUCUUAGGACACACAUACAUAUGUAUAUAAACAACAAACAAAUCCAUUAUAACUUUAUAAAAGAUACACACAAAUGAAAAGCAUUUCAAUGUUUGCAUAAAUAAGAAUAUUUGUAAAAAAAUGCAAUAAAAUUAAAUAAAAGAAUUUGCCAAUUAAA
Zeugodacus cucurbitae (melon fly) is the source of this 4991-nucleotide messenger RNA. It is a transcript of the gene PNUTS, whose product is annotated as serine/threonine-protein phosphatase 1 regulatory subunit 10. The transcript has 6 exons. Gene Ontology annotation, molecular function: metal ion binding. The record is from RefSeq and is a predicted model, not a curated record. NCBI's taxonomy places the organism in Eukaryota, Metazoa, Arthropoda, Insecta, Diptera, Tephritidae. The coding region runs from base 304 to 4029 and encodes 1241 amino acids.